UUUCCGUCAUGCGCAAAGAAUAAAAUCAACAAUGGCAUCGGGAGAAAGAGAAUCAAUCCUUGCGGACUUUCAGGCAUGCACGCAAUUAGAUGAUAUUGAAACAUCAAUUGCAAUUUUGGACCAAAAUGAUUGGAACCUUAUGCAAGCAGUACAGAGUGUGCUCAGUAGUGCAGACUCCCCAACAGGUCCUGGGUUUGCCACACCACCUCAAGCUAAACCCCCGGGGGAGGACCAGUUCUUCAGCUCUGGUAUAUUUAGCGACCCAGUUCCCUGGAGAUCUGAGGCCAACGUUAUGGACUCAGCCUCGAGUUACGACCCAGGGUCAGCCUCUGGCGCUGGGCUUGGAACUUCCUCCGGGGCGGGGCUAAGUUCCAGGGGGACGGACAAGAGGAUGCUGCAUUUCAAUGUGGAGUACAGGAACAGAAAUGUGGACGUAUUUAUGCAAGACACAGACACAGUUGCCCAGAUCAAAGAGGCACUGAGUCAAGACUUAGGAAUACCUGUCGGCAAACAGGAACUGAAAGGCUGGGCCAACCGGAAAGUUACAGACAAUGCCGUAUUACGAGACCUUCAUCUGCCAAAAGAGAACACCCUAUUCCUGUUGACACCAGAUCUCAACAGCCCAGAAACAUCUGCAGGCCCAUCUGCUAGCAUGGUAGACAACCUCAAUCGCACCUACAAUCUCAAGAUCACUAAUCGUGACAAUGGUCAAUACAACCAGAUCACCCUGAAGUUUUCCGGCACAAAGACGGUAAAGGAGGUUAAACAGGACGUGUUUAGCAUCUGUGAUAUCCCAGUACGACACCAGGUCUGGACAGGGUGGCCAGAGAAUGCUACAGAUCCUAAGCAGAUAGGAGUGAUCGGCCUGUCAUACCCCAGUCACAUGUUGGAGCUCACACGAUCCAACUUGGCCAGUAAACCAAGAACUGCUCAGGAGGUUGCUAUGGAGAUAGAAGUAAGCGAGAGUGAAGAAGAAGAUGGUAGUCAUGACUGGCAUGACAGCGAUGGCGAGAUUUUCUCAAUAAACGAUGAACACGUUGCAACCAGUCGGAAGCAGACACCCCUUAUGCCAGAAUCAGUAAAAGAUGAAACAGAGGCUUUGGAGCACUUCACACGAGAGUUCAGAGAAAGAUAUGGAGAAUGUCACCCUGUGUUCUACGUAGGGUCAUUAGAUAACACAAUCAAAGAUGCCCUGCUGUGCAAAGCUACAGAGCGGAAAUUACUAGCCAUCUACCUUCACCACGAUAACAGUAUCCUGGCCAAUGUGUUUUGCUCACAAAUCUUGUGUAGUGAGGGAAUAGUUAACUUUAUGACCACCAAUUUCAUUACCUGGGCGUGGGAUAUGACCCUGGAAACUAAUGCUUCAAGGUUAAUCACUAUGGCAACCCGUCAUUUCGGCAGUGUUGCAGCCAAUCAGAUACGGUCUUACAAACCAGACAAUCUCCCAGUACUGCUCAUCAUAUCUCGUGCUAGGGCUACAAAUGAAGUUGUGGAUGUUAUCAGAGGAGAUGUUACUGUAGAUGAGCUGAUGUCUAAACUCCUUAGUUGCCAUGAUGGUUUCACUCAGCAGCAACAGAAAGACAUCGUUGAGGAGGCUGAACGAGAUGCACGGGAAAGUAUUCGAACACAGCAGGAUGUAGCGUACCAGGAGUCAUUGGAGGUUGACAGGAAAAAGCGCGAGGCCAAGGAGGCUGAAGAGCGUGAACUUGCGGAGAUACAGCAGCGAGAACUGAUGAGACAGGCUGAGGAGGAGAGCAAGCGUAUGGAGGAAGAGGCACUCAAGCAGGCAAUAGAAGAAUCUUUGGCACGAGAAAUUCCUGAUGAACCCCCAGAGGGCUGUAAAGAGGUCACGUGCAUGCUGAGAAUACGUGCACCUGAGCAAGAAAUGUUGAUGCGCAAGUUCUAUGGCAAAAACAAGCUACAAGUGGUCAUAAACUACAUCACAUCGAAAGGUUUCCAUCUAUCAGAGUAUAAGCUGUUGACAACAUUUCCACGUAGAGAUUUAUCAAGUGAAGAUAUCACAAGAACUUUAGAAGACCUGAGAUUGUGUCCACAAGAGACUUUGAUCUUGGAAGAGAGAACAUAAAAAUUGUAGAAUUAGUUAGUGUUUGUGUCACUGAGUAUCAUUGUAAAUCAUUAGGUGUGUUUAGAGGUCUGCUAAUGUUUACCAUUGCUCAGUAUGGUGCCCCGGUGGUACCAAUAUUCCCUUAAGUCUGGCUUCAAUGCUGUAGAUUGUUAAAACUUUGUCAGGGUUUUAUUUUCUGGUGCUACCAAUAAUCCGAUAAGUGAUGGCUUCAAAGCUGUAGAUUGUUAAAACUUUGUGAGGGUUUUAUUUUUCCGGUUGUUCUACCGAUAAUAUUCCAGUGAGUCGUGGCUUCAGAGCUGUAUAUUGUUAAAUUUUUGUGAGGGUUUAUUUUUUCCGGAUCUACCAAUACGACAAGUCAUGGCUUAAGUGCUGUAGAUCGUGUAAACUUUUGUGAGCGUUUAAAGCUGCACUCUCACAGUUUGAACGAUUUGACAUUUUUUUUUAUUUUUUUGUCUAGGAACGAGCCAAUUUUUGCGAAAACCAAUGGAAUCCAGCUUCUUAAGACUGCUGACAAAAAUUAAGAUCACAGAUUUUUAUAUUUAAGUUAAGAAACUGAUGUUUUAUGCAUUUUUCUUACACCGUUAGUAACGGUUAAUUCUAACUUAAUUUUUGAUCAGAAAUAUAAGAAUCUGUGAUCUGAUCUUUUUUCAGCAAUCUUUUAUCAAUAUUUGCAAAUAUUAACGCAAAAAAUUGCUCGUUCCAAGACAAAAAUAAAAAAGUUGUAAAAAUGAUAAAACUGUGAGAGUGCAGCUUUAAGUCUUCAAUGAAGUUCAUGGAUAAAAAUCUAGCAAAUAUUUAUUUAUUGAUGAUUGCCCAUGACUAAUGUCAUUGAGAAUUUUAAAUGUUACAAUGGAAACGGAGGGACAAGCCUUGAUUAAAAGAAUGAGGCAACUUAAAAAGAUCUACGGUUUUAAAAUGUGGUGAAUUAGAUUAUCCCUUAUAACCCAUGGUAAGGAAUGGCAGAACUCUGAACACAUCAAUUAAAUGUGAUUGUGUCGUAAAAAUGAUUAAGUAUACAGCAUAGACUGUCUAAACAAUCACAAUGUCAUUGAGGGAGAGAUAAUGUGUUACAUUACACUCAUUGGUGAAAAUUUAUUAUGGACGAUCGUGGCUAUUUACAUGCUCGUACAUUACAUUGUUUUGUUAAGCUCUGAUAUUAAUUCUAUGUUUAAAAAGUGAUAAUGUCGAGUAUGGAAAAUAGAAUGUCAGUUCUCUUUCAUGUUGAAUUAAAAUAAUGUAGAUUGUUUUCAUUUUGUUUGGUCCUUUUUACGAAUUAAGUUCAGUUUAAAGAUACAUUCUCACAGAUUGGCCAUUUUGACAUUUUUUUUAUUUUUUUCUUGAAAUGAGCAACAUUUGGGGUAAAUGUCUAAAUAACCAGUAAUACAAGAUUGCUGACAAAAGAUCUGAUCGUUUUUCAUAUUUACAUUCAGAAAUUGAUGUUUAAUAGCUAUAAGCGUUACUAUCGCUUUAAGAAGAAUCAUUUUUUGGCACUGUUUUCUAAACAAUUGAGAUCUGUUCUAUUGUGAGUUAUCUUAUAUGACUGAAUUAAAAACAUUGAUACCAAAAUUAGAGACAAAAACUAAAAAAAAUGUCAAAACUGUCAAUCUGCUAGAGUGCAGCUUUAAAAUCAAAAGUCCCAAAGCCAUUGUUUUAUGUUGGCAAAUUUCUGAAAAAUGACCUUUUAACUUAAUUUGAAUUUGUGGCCUUAAUUGAUUUGUAAAAAUCAUGAUUAUUAAACUCACCAUUCACAAAAUUCAACCAAUGUACAAUUGUUUAAAUGAUGUUUUCUUUUCUGUAAAUCUAUGGCCAGUUAAAAUCGACAAAUUCAUUUCUGUUUGUUUUGAAUCUUCAACUCCGACAUAGAAAAGAUAUUUUCACAAUUCUUUCAAUUUUCUGAAAGAAAUCAUCAGGGUUGAACAAAUACCUUGAUUAUUCACAUGGAAAGCAAACUAACUACUUUCCCAUGUUCUUGUACAUAAAAAUCAGUGAUGAUCUUUAUUAUGUGAAAUUUGUAAUAUUUCAAUGCAAUUAUUAUGAAAUGAAAUAGUCUCGUUUUUUCAUAAACAAAUAGUUCAAAUGUUAAGACCACUUAAAUCCACAAUAGCAUUAGAUUAGCUAGUUAUUGGGCAGUUUGUUCAAAAUUUUGUUAAAGUUAACAACAUGAUUUAUGACAUCGUUGUUAACUUGUUAAAUGUAAAAUAUUUUAUGGUGUGCUCAUAUUUUUAAAUAAAACUUGUACUGCUAAAACAGUUAUCUUCAGUAUUGCGAAUCAGAAGUUGAUCCAUGAGAAUCACGGAGCUUCGAAAGGUUUGAAAGUUAACGACGAUGAUGUUAACAAAGUUGUGAACAGUCAUCCCAUUGAGUGAUAACGGAUAAUUUAUUUUGUUGUAUUUUUUGUUGUGUUACCUUGUUAUCCAAUAUUGGAUUUGUUAGUUAUUAACAGUGCCCUGUAAAUAGAACCCAUAAGCUAUGGAGACCCCCGUUAUGAUAGCCAAGUUCCAUGCAUUUAACAAUUGUCAUGAUGCUUAUUCCGAUUAAAGCUGCACUUUCACAGAUUGACAGUUUUGACUUCUUUUUGUCUUAUCUGAUUUUUGUAUCAUUGCCUUCAAUUCAGUCAUUUAUGAUAACUCGCAAUAGAGCAGACCGCAAUAGUUCAGAAAACUGCCGAAAAACUCUUCUUAAAACCUUAGACACAAAACAUCAAUUUUCGAUUGUAAUUAUAAAAAACUGCAAUCUGAUAUUUUGUCAGCAGUCUUAUAUCACGUUUUUAGAUAUUUGCACUAAAAUUGGCUCUUUCCAAGACAAAAAAAUAAAAGUUGUCAAAACGGUCAAUCUGUGAAAAAGCGGCUUUAAAACCGUACUUGAUAAUAUCCUAUUUUGUUUAACACAAAUAUACUGAAUCUAACUCCAGGCUUCACUUUUUGUUCAAGUUUAUCACAUGACCAUAAAUCUCUCAAUCAGUUUAAAAGUUAUGAAUAUUUAUGGUGGCUUUGGCGUCAUGUCGUGUCAGGUCAGUUUGACUUGUUGGAACUCACUUUAAGAUCCCCAUUUGCCAGUAUUUUGUUACAGCUCUAAGUGAAUACUUUUUUAGCAUUUAUGCAUGCAAAUAGUAAAAUACAUUCGCAUGGUAUUGUUGAAAACUUCCCUAGACUAAUGGCUGUUUUUUUACUCAAUGCUGCGCCAUAUCUCAGGACUUGAAUGCAAAUACAACUUAUCUUAGAUCCUCGUUUUAUGAUAAGUAUGUGAUGUUGUGAUGACAGAGGUUACCGCAUAAGCGCCUUUCUUAAAGCUGCACUCUCACAGAUUGACUAUUAAGACUAUUUUGACAACUUGUUAUUUCUUUAUUGUGGAAUUAGCCAAUUUUUGCGUAAAUGUCUGGUGAUAAAAGAUUGUUGACAAUUAAUAUCAUAUUGCAGUGUUUCAUAUUUAUGUUCAAAAAAUUAAUAUUUAAUUACUUACGCAGCUUUCCAAAAAUUGAGAUCUGUUCUGUUGUGAAUUAUCCUAUAUGAAUGCAUUGAAGGCAUUGAUGCCCAAAACAGCUGAUACAAAAACUAAAAAAAUUGUCAAAACUUUCAAUCUGUUAGAGUGCAGCUUUAAGCAAUGGCUUGAUUUUCAAUAGCUCUUUGGUUAAAAAUAUAAUAAGUUAACAAAUAGAAAAAGAGCAGCAGCAAUUGUAUAAUAGUUGGAUAAGUUGUCCACAGGUUAUGUUUUCACUAGUUGAUUCAUUAAAACAAUCUGAUUGGUUAGUAGUUAUCAUUGGAUAAAUAUUGACCAAUCAAUCAUUUUUUGGAUAACUUUGACCAAACCAAACAUUUAACCAGUUUUAUACAAAUGACUGCAGGGAAGUUAAUGCUUGGGUCCAGAAUGUCCAUAAGGCUUACUAGUAAAGUAGCUGGCUAUAAUUGUACCUAGUCAAGAAAGAAAGUAAUGAAACUUGGUCUACUCAUUGAGAUUUCACUUCUUAAAAUGCUUAGUUUGAAGUCACUAAAUUGAUGAUGUUAUUUCUUGAUGAAUAUGUGAUUUGUAUGUGUGUUUCAUUCAAUGCAGAUCUUUUAUAUGUCUCCUUUCAUUUACGAAAAUGUAAACGCCAUGAAAUGUGUAUUAAUACUAGACCUUUUUUAUAAUAAAAUUGUUGAAGCA
This is a messenger RNA of Mya arenaria, 6226 nucleotides long. Its product is annotated as FAS-associated factor 1-like. The record is from RefSeq and is a predicted model, not a curated record. The transcript has 17 exons. NCBI's taxonomy places the organism in Eukaryota, Metazoa, Mollusca, Bivalvia, Myida, Myidae. Gene Ontology annotation, cellular component: nucleus; endoplasmic reticulum. The coding region runs from base 32 to 2086 and encodes 684 amino acids. Gene Ontology annotation, molecular function: ubiquitin binding.